Messenger RNA from Camelina sativa (false flax), 1048 nucleotides. RefSeq names its product putative pectinesterase 29. Lineage: Eukaryota; Viridiplantae; Streptophyta; Magnoliopsida; Brassicales; Brassicaceae. Gene Ontology annotation, biological process: cell wall modification; pectin catabolic process. Gene Ontology annotation, molecular function: pectinesterase activity. The record is from RefSeq and is a predicted model, not a curated record.
UUUCGUUAUCAUCUAAUACAAAUCAGAAGCUGUAAUAAUGGGAACUCAUCGAAUCAUCAUUGGUCUCGUCGCUCUUUGUUGUUUCUGUCUACCUCAUAUCAUUGAAGCUAAACCAUUCGGUGUAUACCAACAACAAGUGUUCGUGGAUCAAUCAGGCCAUGGAAAUUUCACGACAAUACAAAAAGCUAUUGACUCGGUCCCAACUAACAAUCGUCAUUGGUUCUUUAUCAACGUCAAAGCUGGUCUUUACAGAGAGAAAAUAAAGAUACCGUAUGAAAAACCGUUCAUAGUAAUUGUGGGAGCUGGGAAAAGGUUAACGAGAGUUGAAUGGGAUGACCAUGACUCGGUUGCACAAAGCCCUACCUUUGCUACUCUCGCCGAUAACACCGUGGUUAAAAGCAUCACUUUCGUCAAUACCUAUAACUUCCCUAGCAAGGGAAAAAUGAACAAUAACCCUAGAACUCCAGCCGUUGCGGCGUUGAUCGGUGGCGAUAAGUCGGCUUUUUUCUCGGUUGGGUUUGCUGGAAUUCAAGAUACCUUGUGGGACUCGGAUGGCCGACACUACUUCCACCGAUGCACAAUCCAAGGCGCGGUCGAUUUCAUCUUUGGUAGCGGCCAAUCUAUUUACCAGAGUUGUGUGAUACAAGUGCUAGGUUGGGUGCUACAACCGGGUCUAGCCGGUUACGUAACGGCUCAAGGACGGACCAACCCUUACGACGCUAAUGGAUUCAUCUUCAUCAACAGCCUCGUUCAUGGAACGGGCAUGGCAUUCUUGGGCAGACCGUGGCGCGGCUACUCUCGAGUUAUUUUUUACAACUCGAACCUGACGGACGUGGUUGUUCCUGAAGGAUGGGACGCAUGGAACUUCGCGGGCCACGAAAACCAACUGACGUUUGCAGAACAUGGAUGCUACGGAAGUGGAGCAAAGACGGGAAGACGUGUGAAGUGGGUUAAGAAGGAGCUGACUGGAUCUGGCACCCAAAAUUUGGGUGAUCUCAGCUUUAUUAAUCGUGGUGGAUGGGUUGAAGAUUUGCCCAUCCCUGCUUGA